AUGGUGAAAAGAUGUGAAAACUUGCCACUAGUAGUAAAGGCACUUGGAGGGCUUCUAAGAACAAUGGAUAGUCCUAAAGAAUGGGAGGAUGUAUUGAAUAGUGAGAUUUGGAUAGCAGAAGGCAAAACUAAAAUUCUUCCUUCUUUAAAACUGAGUUACCAAUAUCUGCGCCCAGAACUGAAAAGAUGCUUUGCUUACUGUGCUCUCUUUCCCAAGGACUACGAGCUCGACAAGUCCACGCUAGUAUACCUUUGGAUAGCAAAAGGUUUUUUAAAAGUAUCACAAAGAGAAAUGUCAACACAAUUAGGCAAUAAAUAUUGUGACGAACUGUUUGCGAGAUCAUUCUUCCAAAAAUCAAGUGCUAGUUCUUCAUAUUAUGUGAUGCAUGACCUCCUUAAUGAUCUAGCUAAAUUUGUUGCUGGGGACAAAUGUUUGAGGAUGGACGAUGAGUUGAAGGAAAAGGUUCCUAGCUACAUUUUUGAAAAUGUCCGUCACUUGUCAUUCAUUCGCCAUGACUAUGAAAUAUACCAAAGAUUCAAUUUUGUUAAGGAAAUUGGAAGCUUAAAGACAUUUUUGCCGCUACCCAUUCAUAAUCAUGGUUUCUUUACCCAAAGAGUUUUGGUUGACAUAUUGUCAAAAUUGCACUACUUAAGAGUGCUAUCGUUAAAUGGUUAUUCAAUAGAUGAGUUGCCAAAUUCUGUUGGUGAUUUAGAAAGUUUACGCCUCAUUAAUCUUUUCUAUCUAGACAUUGCUAGUACUGAAAAAUUAAAUGAGAUGACUCAAGGAAUCGCUCAACUAACAAGUUUGCAAACGUUAUCCAAGAUGAUU
Olea europaea var. sylvestris is the source of this 828-nucleotide messenger RNA. RefSeq names its product putative disease resistance RPP13-like protein 1. The transcript is spliced from 2 exons. Gene Ontology annotation, biological process: defense response to other organism. The record is from RefSeq and is a predicted model, not a curated record. Lineage: Eukaryota; Viridiplantae; Streptophyta; Magnoliopsida; Lamiales; Oleaceae. The annotation marks the transcript as partial.